Molecule: messenger RNA, 987 nt
Organism: Anopheles cruzii
Lineage: Eukaryota; Metazoa; Arthropoda; Insecta; Diptera; Culicidae
Exons: 2
Coding region: 1-987 (328 amino acids)
Biological process (GO): cilium assembly; regulation of protein localization
Cellular component (GO): ciliary membrane; ciliary transition zone
Source: RefSeq, a predicted model, not a curated record
AUGAAAUUGUUUAGCUUCUACAAUAAAUCUGUUUUUAUUCAGUAUCGUAAUCAGUUAUGCUCAACGACCACCUUCAUAGUUUUCCUGCUCUCGUUGGCGGCUUUUGUGAUCCCGGCUUUCAUUCUGUAUUCUGUUCGCGGUAAACUAUGGGAACAGGAUCAUCAUCUGGUAUACGAACAACCGAAAGUCAAGUUUUCGUACAAUUACCUAUUUAUUGCGGAGCUAGAAGGAAGCGGUGACCACGAAUCAUCCAUUGUAACCUGUAGUUCCUUCGAAUCAUUAAAAUCCGCCACCGAAGAGCUUCCCUCCUGUAACGGUGUUAACGUUACACCGUACGAUGAAGAUCACGAUCAAAUGCUGGAUCAUCUAAAAGUGGCGAUAAAUUUUAAUCCACCGGAAGAAACAAAUCGACUGCAAUUCUAUACGCUGUUCUUCUUCCUCGAAGCUACAGUAUCGUCCCAGUGCAGCUUUGUGGUUCCCACUUUCGUAUAUCUUGAUAAAGUACCGGCUCCUUGGCCAAAGUUCCAAUCUGGCAAAAUCGAACACCGAGGCUCGUUGGAGGCAAAGCAGUCGACAUCGCUGCAAUGUCCAUUCUUUAUGCGCCAUCAAAAAUCACACUUCAGUGAUCGCUACUAUCCUAAUGAGAAUACGACGCUGGACGAAUUUCAGCCGAGCAUCAUUGCGGAAAAGAUAGAAUCCUCAAACCCUGCUUAUUUCGGCUUCGAAGCAACACGGCACACAUGGGAACUGGAUGGGUCAGGAAUGAUAAAUAUCGUGCUGUUCGUGUCUAUCGGAGCAUCCGACAGCAGAAAGACGGCCCUUCUCUACAAAACGUCGCUUUGGCAGCGAAUGCACCAAUUCUGGACUGGAUAUUUCCCAUUGCUCCUCGUGUGCCUGUGGAUUGCGGAUAAACUUAAGAUGUAUCUCUUUGAAAAAUUUUACUUACGUGCCGUUGAAGUGCUGCCGUGGAAAGAAAAAUACAAAUAA